Pyricularia grisea is the source of this 2014-nucleotide messenger RNA. RefSeq lists its product as uncharacterized. The transcript is spliced from 4 exons. The coding region runs from base 25 to 1842 and encodes 605 amino acids. Gene Ontology annotation, cellular component: endoplasmic reticulum membrane. The record is from RefSeq and is a predicted model, not a curated record. Gene Ontology annotation, molecular function: alpha-1,2-mannosyltransferase activity. Gene Ontology annotation, biological process: protein N-linked glycosylation. NCBI's taxonomy places the organism in Eukaryota, Fungi, Ascomycota, Sordariomycetes, Magnaporthales, Pyriculariaceae.
CCAACUUGUGCAUCAAUCACCACGAUGCCUCCAACGGACACCUCAAGGCAGCGGGAAUUUGUUCAUCCCGACGCAGCUCAUGCCAAAAAAAAGACCCCACCAAGCCCUUUCGUUCUCCAACCCAUCACGGCCUUCUACUUUUUCCUCGCAGCCAAUCUCAUAGCCGCUGUCUUCGCUCCGAUUCAGGACUGCGAUGAAACCUUCAAUUACUGGGAGCCAACGCAUUACCUCACCCAUGGCUAUGGAUUGCAAACUUGGGAGUACUCACCCGAGUACUCCAUCCGCAGUUGGCUUUACGUCUCGUUGCACGCCAUCGUAGCCAACAUCCGUCGCGUACUGCCUCAGUCAACAAAGGUCUCGGAAUUCUACUUUGUUCGAUACGUGUUGGCAUUCAUUUGCGCCCUCACGCAGACGCUCCUAUACCGGUCAAUCAGCCUGACAAUCUCCCCGCGCACCGGAACUUGGUUCAUAAUGGCUCUGGUUGUAAGCCCUGGAAACUUCCAUGCUAGUGCUGCAUACCUACCGUCGUCCUUUGCCAUGUACGCAUGCAUGCUAGGUGCGGCUGCCUUCAUACACUGGAGAGGUGGUCUAAAGACCUCUCAUGGAAUAUUCUGGUUUGCAGUAGCUGGAGUCAUUGGUUGGCCUUUUGCCGCUGCGCUGUGUGUGCCAUUCCUUGCUGAGGAGGGUCUCUUCGCAUUGUUUGGCGAUGGCGAGCGCAGGUUUGAUUGCUUUGUCCGUGUUGGUAGGGGAGUUGUGGCUGCUUUGCUCCUCGUGGUUUUUGACACUUGCAUCAACACAUUCUUUUACCGCAAGAUCGAAGUCGUUUCCUGGAAUAUUGUCAAGUACAACAUCUUCUCCUCGAGUGGGGGACCGAACCUGUAUGGAACCGAGCCGUGGACAUUCUAUUUCAGGAAUCUCGCGCUCAAUUUUAACAUCUGGUUUGUGUUGGCUAUGCUGUCAAUGCCCUUGUUCCUUGUGCGGAACUUCAUCGUGCCAACUGGUCAUGAACUCAGGUCAGGCUGGCGUACCAUGGUAUUCUUGACGCCUUUCUACAUGUGGCUCGGUAUCUUCACGGCGCAGCCACACAAAGAGGAGCGCUUCAUGUACCCGGCUUAUCCUUUUUUGGCACUCAACGCAGCCGUUGCAUUCCACAUCAUCGUCACUGCCUUGGGCAACGCCAAUCCAAAAACUCUGAUUGGCAUGAUCCCAGGAAAGCUCAAGUUGGCUGUCCUAUCUAUUGCGGUACUGCUUGCGUUUGACGUGUCCCUGGCUCGGGUUUAUGGGGUUUACACCGCAUACUCGGCACCUCUUUCCCUAUACAAGCCGCUGGGCACCGGCGUUUUGGGAGAACAGGGCCUUGGGGGCUCUGGCGACUCCGUCUGUUUUGGAAAGGAGUGGUACCGAUUUCCGUCGUCAUUCUUUCUGCCCCGCAACAUGCGUGCCAAGUUCAUUCGCUCCGAGUUCCGCGGCCUUCUCCCUGGGGAAUUCUCAGAGGCGAGAACGGGCUUUGGCAUUUUUGGAGGUACUUGGCUUACGCCCAGCGGUAUGAACGACCGCAACGAAGAAGACAUGGGCAAGUACGUGGACAUCAACACGUGCGCCUUUCUUGUGGAUACGCAAUACCCGCAUAGCAGCGAACCCCUACCACCCAACGAGCCGGACUUCGUAGCAGAUAAAGACAAUUGGGAGGUCAUACAAUGUAUCCCGUUCUUGGAUGCUGGAAAUACGAGCUUCCUCGCCCGGGCGCUCUGGGUCCCUCAGUUGUCCUUUAUACCCGAUCACUUGCAGAGAAAGUGGGGUCGCCAUUGUCUUUUGCAGAGAAGAAAGGUUUCAUCGGCAUGAAGCAGGCAAGGAAGGAGAGCGAUUCGCCUAAUGUGCUUGCAUCUUGGCAUCUGCUCACGGGGAUUGCAAAGACAUAAGGUAUGUAUAACUUAUCACAGCUGUAGCUCAGAUAACAAACCGACUAUUUUAUUCCUUGUCAUCGGAAGAGCAUCCGAGACAAAAGAUCAGAAAG